AUGUCUGAAUCUUACGAAUAUUUAUUUAAAUUUCUUGUAAUUGGAAGUGCGGGUACGGGAAAGUCGAGUCUUCUGAAUAAUUUUAUCGGCAAUAAAUUUAAAGAGGACCGAUGUCACACUAUUGGAGUAGAAUUUGGAUCUAAAAUUGUAAAUAUUGGAGGGAAAUCGACCAAAUUACAAAUAUGGGAUACUGCAGGCCAAGAAAGAUUUCGAUCAGUUACACGAUCAUACUAUCGAGGUGCAGCUGGUGCACUGCUUGUCUAUGAUAUUACAUCACGAGAUUCAUUCAACGCACUAUCCAAUUGGCUGAGAGAUGCAAGGACAUUAGCUAGUCCCAAUAUAGUAAUUCUACUUGUGGGAAAUAAAAAAGAUAUGGAAGAAUCAAGAGAAGUAACAUUUACAGAAGCAAGCCAAUUUGCCCAAGAAAAUGAACUGAUGUUCCUAGAAACCAGUGCUAAAACUGGAGAAAAUGUAGAAGAAGCGUUUUUGAAAUGUUCUAAAACUAUUUUGGCUAAAAUUGAAAAUGGUGAACUGGAUCCUGAGAGGAUAGGUUCUGGUAUUCAGUAUGGAACAGGCACAUCUAAAAGACUGAAUGCUCCUAAGAAACCAGCAAGAACACCUUCUGACUGUGCUUGUCAUAUGUAA
This is a messenger RNA of Arctia plantaginis, 645 nucleotides long. NCBI's taxonomy places the organism in Eukaryota, Metazoa, Arthropoda, Insecta, Lepidoptera, Erebidae. The record is from the annotation of a GenBank genome assembly.